AUGGAACGUUUUCGCACCACGUUUACUCUUAUUGAUAACUCGCAUCCCCAGAGACGCCGUACGGUGCGUACAGAAGAAGCUCUUGCUGCUGUACAGCGUAGCAUUGAGGAAGACCCGGAGGAGUCCAUCCGCCAUCGAGCACAGGAAUUGGAUCUGUGUCCAUCGACUUUAUGGAAGAUUUUGCGGAAGGAUCUUGGUGUGCGUGCUUACAAAAUCCAACUCGUGCAAGAAUUGAAGCCAAACGACCAUCAAAUAAGGCGUAGAUUCGUCGAAUGGGCCCAAAACGAGAUUACCGUUGUUCCCAAUUGUCAUAGGCAAAUUUUGUUUAGCGAUGAAGCGCACUUCUGGUUGAAUGGCUACGUCAACAAACAAAACUGUCGCAUUUGGAGUAAAGGUAAUCCUCAAGUGUAUGUCAAAACACCGUUACAUCCACAAAAACUGACUGUUUGGUGCGCUUUAUGGGCUGGUGGAAUCAUUGGUUCGUACUUUUUCAAAAACGAUGGUGGCCAGAACGUUACAGUCAAUGUGAUCGGUAUAGAGCCAUGA
This is a messenger RNA of Leptinotarsa decemlineata (Colorado potato beetle), 546 nucleotides long. RefSeq lists its product as uncharacterized. The record is from RefSeq and is a predicted model, not a curated record. NCBI's taxonomy places the organism in Eukaryota, Metazoa, Arthropoda, Insecta, Coleoptera, Chrysomelidae.